UGAGAGGUGCAGAGGGGAGGAGAGCAUCACUCUGUCAGUCGCACUCCUCUGACUCGCUGCGUGGCCGUGCGGGCAGAACAACAGAAGAAAGCCGGACGGAUACUGCAGCAGACAGCAGAUCUCUGUUUCCCAUCCGCCGACCUGCAGCCUCUUAGGAGGGCAAGCUCGAUGCUCGUUCUUUCUGGCGGACUACCCAUGCAUCCGAGGAGCCCCUAGCCGCCCGGGCUGGACAAGCCUCGGCGUUCGCCUGGAGAACCGGCCGUCCUCCGCCUCGGAUCCGUACUCAUAACUUGGCUCAUUGCGCGCCUGGGAAAGCCAGCAUCAUCAUCCUCCUCUUCAUCAACACACAGAGCCCCGAUAACCUGUGCGACAGCCGGGGGGCUUACGGUACCCGGGCUGACGGUACUUGGGCUGAGGCACCCGGGGACGGUUCAUGUGUCAGACCCUGUCUCUCUGAAAACAGGUUAAAAUGUUGCGCACUACCGCCAACACACUGGCGGCCGGGCUGCUGCUCCUGGGGCUCCUGGACAGCCUGGAGGUGAUCCUUCCCACCCGGGCGAUAGACGCCCCGAAGACCUGCAGCUCCAAGCAGUUUGUGUGCCGUGACCAGGUGACCUGCAUCUCCAAGGGCUGGCGCUGCGAUGGGGAGAAGGACUGCCCCGACGGCUCGGACGAGGAGCCCGACGUCUGUCCUCACAUCCGGGCGUCCCAGUGCCCCCCCAACGAGUACCAGUGCGGGGGGACGGAGCUCUGCAUCCACAUGAGCCGGCUCUGCAACGGGGUCCCGGACUGCACCGACGGCUGGGACGAGGGCCCCCACUGCAGAGGGACCAACAUCUGCAAGGACAACAACGGCGGUUGCCAGCAGCUCUGCCUGUUCGCGGGCAACGGCCGGCGGACGUGCGCCUGCGCCCACGGCAUGCUGGCGGAGGACGGCCAGCGUUGCCGCGACUACGACGGCUACCUGCUGUACUCGGAGCGCACCAUCCUGAAGAGCGUGCACCUGUCGGACGAGAACAACCUCAACGCGCCCAUCAAGCCCUUCGAGGACCCCGAGCACAUGAAGAACGUCAUCGCGCUCACCUUCGACUUCCGGGGCGGCGGCGGCAAGGGCGCCAACCGCGUCUUCUUCAGCGACAUCCACUUCGGGAACAUCCAGCAGAUGAACGACGACGGCUCUGACCGCAAGACGGUGGUGGAGAACGUGGGUUCAGUGGAGGGCCUUGCGUACCACCGGGGCUGGGACAUGCUGUACUGGACCAGCUACACCACCUCCACCAUCACCCGCCACACCGUGGACCAGGCCCGCUGGGGCGCGGCCAACCGCCACACCGUGGUGUCCAUGUCCGGGGACGACCACCCGAGGGCCUUCGUCCUGGACGAGUGUCAGAGCCUGAUGUUCUGGACCAACUGGAACGAGCUGUCCCCCAGCAUCAUGCGGGCCACGCUGGCGGGGGCCAACGUCCUGGUGAUCAUCGGCAGCGACAUCCGGACGCCCAACGGGCUCGCCAUCGACCACCGCGCCGAGAAGCUCUACUUCUCCGACGCCACGCUGGACAAGAUCGAGCGCUGCGAGUACGACGGCAGCCGGCGCUACGUGGUUCUGAAGAACGAGCCGGUGCACCCCUUCGGCCUGGCCGUGUACGGGGACUACAUCUUCUGGACGGACUGGGUGAGGCGGGCCGUGCUCCGGGCCGACAAGUACACCGGAGGGGACAUGAAGGUGCUGCGGGCCGACAUCCCCCAGCAGCCCAUGGGGAUAGUGGCGGUGGCCAACGACACCAACAGCUGUGAGUUCUCGUUGUGUCGCGUGAACAACGGCGGCUGCCAGGACCUGUGUCUGCUGACGUCGGAGGGCCGGAUCAACUGCAGUUGCCGUGGCGACAGGAAACUUAUGGAGGACAACACUUGCAUCACGCUCAACACCACCUGUAACCGCAUUGACGACUUUGAGUGCGGCAACGGGGACUGUGUGAACUACACGCAGACCUGCGACGGCAUGGUGCACUGCAAGGACAAGUCUGACGAGAAGCUCUUCUACUGCGCGAACCGCGCGUGUAAGAAAGGGUACAGGAAGUGCACCAACGGUCGCUGCGUGGGACACACCAACUGGUGCAACGGCCGCAACGACUGCGGAGACAACUCGGACGAGGCCUUCUGCAACGCCACGCUGUGUUCGGUGGAGCAGUUCCAGUGUCGUGACGGCGGCUGCAUCUCCAACUCCAGCACGUGCAACCAGAAGGCGGACUGUGACGACGCCAGCGACGAGAUGAACUGCUCGGCCACCGACUGCUCCAGCUACUUCCGGUUGGGCGUGAAGGGGAUGAGCUUCCAGAAGUGUGAGUUCACCACGCUGUGCUACGCCCCUACCUGGCAGUGUGACGGCGCCAACGACUGCGGAGACUUCUCAGACGAACGCAACUGCCCAGACAGCAGGAAGGCCAAGUGCCCGGCCACCUUCUUCUUCUGCCCCAGCGGCCGCUGCAUCCCCACCAGCUGGACCUGCGACAAGGACAACGACUGUGAGAACGGGGAGGACGAGCUCCACUGUGAUAAGUCGUGCUCGGCCUCCCAGUUUGACUGUGGGAACCACCGCUGCAUCCCCCAGCGCUGGGUGUGUGACGGAGCGGACGACUGCGGCGACGGCAGCGAUGAGGACAGCAAGUGCAAGAGCAAGACCUGCGGGCCCGAGUCCUUCCAGUGCCCCGGCUCCCACGUCUGCAUCCCACAGCACUGGAAGUGUGACGGGGAACCGGACUGCUCCGACAGCGGGGACGAGAGUGUCAAGGCCGGCUGUGUGUUCAACAACACGUGCAGCAGCAGCAGUGAGUUCAUGUGUCAGAACCGCCAGUGCAUCCCCAAGCACUACGUGUGUGACCACGACACCGACUGCAGCGACGGGUCGGACGAGUCCAUGGAGUGCGAGUACCCGACCUGCCGGCCCAGUGAGUUCCGCUGUGCCAACGGCCGCUGCCUGGUGCAGAGCUCCUGGGAGUGCGACGGGGACUUCGACUGUCACGACCGCUCCGACGAGGCCCCCAAGAACCCCCGCUGCAACGGCCCCGAGAAAAAGUGUAACGACACGGCGUACCCGUGCGCUAACGGCGUGUGCGUGGCGGAGGCGGUGCUCUGCGACCACAAGGACGACUGCGGCGACGGCUCAGACGAGCUCAACUGCUUCAUCGACGAGUGUGUGAACAGCCGUCUGAGCGGCUGCUCCCAGCUCUGCCACGACCUCAAGAUAGGCUUCAAGUGCAGGUGCCUCCCCGGCUUCCGACUGAAGGACGACGGCAAGACGUGCGCAGACGUGGACGAGUGCUCCACCACCUACCCCUGCACCCAGCGAUGCAUCAACACCCACGGCAGCUUCCACUGCCUCUGCGUGGACGGCUUCCAGCUCAGCCCCGAGGACCCCACCAUCUGCAAGUCCACCUCGGAGGAGGAGCCCUUCCUGAUCUUCGCCAACCGCUACUACCUGAGGAAGCUCAACCUGGAUGGCUCCAACUACACCCUGAUCAAACAGGGCCUGAACAACGCCGUGGCGCUGGACUUUGACUACCGCCAGCAGAUGAUCUAUUGGACGGACGUCACCACGCAGAGCAGCAUGAUCCGCCGCAUGCACAUCAACGGCAGCGACGUGCAGGUCCUCCACCGCACCUCGCUCAGCAACCCCGACGGGCUGGCCGUGGACUGGGUGGCCGGGAACCUGUACUGGUGCGACAAGGGCCGGGACACCAUCGAGGUGUCCAAGCUGAACGGGGCCUACCGCACCGUGCUGCUCAACAGCGGGCUGCGGGAGCCCCGCGCCAUCGCCGUGGACGUCCGCUACGGGUACCUGUACUGGUCCGACUGGGGGGAGAACCCCCACAUCGGGCGGGUGGGCAUGGACGGCACCAACCGCAGCGUGGUCGUGGAGGACCGCAUCACCUGGCCCAACGGCCUGACGCUGGACCUCAUCAACGACCGCAUCUACUGGGCCGACGCCCGCGAGGACUACAUCCAGUUCGCCAGCAUGGACGGCUCCAACCGACACACGGUUCUGACCCAUGACAUCCCGCACAUCUUCGCCAUGACCCUGUUUGAGGAGUUCAUCUACUGGACGGACUGGGAGACCAAGUCCAUCAACCGAGCCCACACAACCAAGGGCACCAACAAGACCAUGCUGAUCAGCACCCUGCAUCGGCCCAUGGACGUCCACAUCUACCACCCCUACCGCCAGCCCCAAGUGGAUAACCACCCGUGUCAGAGUGAUAACGGCGGCUGCAGUAACCUGUGUCUGCUGUCCCCGGGCGGCGGCUUCAAGUGCGCCUGCCCCACCAACUUCUACCUGGCGGCCGACGGCAGGCACUGCAUGUCCAACUGCACCGCCAGUCAGUUUGUCUGCAAGAACGACAAGUGCAUCCCGUUCUGGUGGAAGUGCGACACGGAGGACGACUGCGGCGACCGCUCGGACGAGCCCGCAGACUGCCCGGAGUUCAAGUGCAGACCGGGACAGUUCCAGUGUGGGACGGACAUCUGCACCAACCCAGCCUACAUCUGUGACGGAGACAACGACUGCCGGGACAACUCUGACGAGGCCAACUGCGACAUCCACGUGUGUCUGCCCAGCCAGUUCAAAUGCACGCACCCCAGUCGCUGCAUCCCCGGGAUCUUCCGCUGCAACGGCCAGGACAACUGUGGGGAAGGGGAGGACGAGAAGGACUGCCCCGAGGUGACCUGCGCCCCCAACCAGUUCCAGUGCUCCAUCACCAAGCGCUGUAUCCCCCGCGUCUGGGUCUGCGACCGCGACAACGACUGCGUGGACGGCUCCGACGAGCCCGCCAACUGCACCCAGAUGUCAUGCGGUGUGGACGAGUUCCGCUGUAAGGACUCCGGUCGCUGCAUCCCGGCACGCUGGAAGUGUGACGGAGAGGACGACUGUGGAGACGCCUCGGACGAACCCAAAGAGGAGUGCGCCGAGCGGACCUGCGAGCCGUACCAGUUCCGCUGCAAGAACAACCGCUGUGUGCCGGGCCGCUGGAAGUGUGACUACGACAACGACUGCGGCGACAACUCCGACGAGGAGCAGUGUGUGCCACGGCCGUGCUCGGAGAGCGAGUUCUCCUGCAGCAACGGCCGCUGCAUCGCCGGCCGCUGGAAGUGCGACGGCGACCACGACUGCGCCGACGGCUCGGACGAGCACAACUGUGUGGUGCGGUGCGACAGCGACCAGUUCCAGUGCCGCAGCGGUCACUGCAUCCCCAUCCGGUGGCGCUGCGACACCGACCCCGACUGCAUGGACUCCAGCGACGAGCAGAAAUGCGACAACAGCGCGGGCCGCCGCUGCCCCCUGGAGGAGUUCCAGUGUAACAACACCCUGUGCAAGCCGCUGAGCUGGCGCUGCGACGGAGAGGACGACUGCGGGGACAACUCUGACGAGAACCCCGAGGAGUGUGCUAAAUUCCAGUGCCCACCCAUGCGGCAGCUGCGUUGCCAUAACGACCGCGUGUGCCUGCCGAUGGAGAAGAGGUGCGACGGCGUCAACAACUGCGGCGACAACAGCGACGAGCUGAAAUGCCGUACGGUCCCGCCCACGCUCCGGUGCCAGAAGGACGAAUUCCGGUGCGAUAACGGCCGCUGCAUCAGCUCCACGCUGCGAUGCAACUACUUCAACGACUGUGAGGACUACGGCUCCGACGAGGUCGCCUGCAACAAGUUCGACACGGCUCUGAACGACUGCCACAGCAACCGGACGGUGUGUGGCGACGGCGACGAGGCCCACUGCGUGGUCAACGCCACCGACUCCUACUGCUCCUGCAAGCCUGGCUUCCAGUCCUCCGGGCGCAACAGAUGCCAAGAUAAGAAUGAGUGUGCGCAGUUUGGAGUGUGUUCUCACAUCUGCAACAACACCAAGGGCUCGUACAAGUGCAGCUGCCAAAAGCACUUCUCCAGGAUCAACGAGACCUGCAAGGCCGAUGCUCAGAGACAGGUGCUCUACAUCGGCAACGACAACGAGAUCCGCAGUCUGGACCCGGGGAUGCCCAUCUGGCGCUACGAGCUUGCCUUCGAGGGCGACGCCAACGUCCGCAUCGACGCCAUGGACGUGUUCGUGAAAACCAACCGCAUCUACUGGACCAACUGGCACACGGGUCGCAUCUCCUCCUACGACCUGCCCUCGCUCUCCUCGCCCAACAACAACCGCCAGGGAGACGCCCGGGUCAGCAGUCUGGAGAUCCCGGACCUGCAGAUGCCGCGGGGCGUCGCCGUGGACUGGGUUGCGGGGAACCUGUACUGGACGGACUCCGGCCGGGACGUCAUCGAGGUGGCUCAGAUCGCCGGGGGACGCCACCGCAAGACCCUCAUCUCGGGCAUGAUCGACGAGCCCUACGCCAUCGUGGUGGACCCGCCCCGGGGGAAGAUGUACUGGGCAGACUGGGGCAACCACCCCAAGAUCGAGACGGCUGGCAUGGACGGCACCAUGAGGGAGACUUUAGUGGAACACAUCAUCCAGUGGCCCACGGGUCUGGCGGUCGACUACUUCAACGAGCGCCUCUACUGGGCCGACGCCAAGCUGUCCAUCAUCGGCAGCGUGCGGCUGAACGGCAGCGACCCCGUGGUCGCCGUGUCGGGCAUCAAGAACCAUCUCUACCACCCGUUCAGCAUCGACGUCUUCGAGGACUACAUCUACGGCGUCACCUCCUUCGACAACCACGUGUUCCGGGUCAACAAGUUUGGGCGUGGCGCGGUGGAGAACCUGACCACGGGCAUCAACCACGCCACCGACCUGGUGCUGUUCCACCGCUACAAGCAGCCUGACCUGCCCAACCCCUGCGACAGGAAGAAGUGUGAGUGGCUGUGCCUGCUGAGCCCGAGCGGGCCGGUUUGCGUCUGCCCCAACGGACGCACGCUGGACAACGGCACCUGUGUGGAGCUGCCCCCCCCCACCCUGUCCCCACUGGCGCCCCCCAGUGGCCCGUGUGCGGUGCAGUGUCUGCACGGCGGCAGCUGCUUCCUGAACGCCCGCCGGCUGCCCAAGUGCCACUGCCAGCCCAACUACGGCGGCGAGCGCUGCGAGGUGGACCAGUGCCGGGACUACUGCCUCAACGGGGGCACCUGCGCCCCGUCCCCCUCAGGCUCCCCCACCUGCCGCUGCCUGAAGGGCCACACGGGGCCCCGCUGCGACCUGCACACCUGCCAGAGCUACUGCCAGAACCGGGGCAACUGCACCGUCACCCCCGGCAACCAGCCCACCUGCCUGUGCCCCCCCGGCGUCCUCGGGGACCAGUGCCAGUACACUGCGUGCGAGGGCCGCUGUCUGAACGGGGGCCAGUGCCUCCAGGGGUCCGACGGGGCCCAGCAGUGCCGCUGCCCCCCCCAGUACCUGGGCAGCACCUGCCAGGUGGACCGCUGCCACUACUGCCGGGACGGGAAGUGCACCCCCACCAACACGCUGCACCCCACCGGGGAGGUCACCUGCCUCUGUCCCAACGGCCGGGUCCAGCCCAGCUGCUACACCUGCGACACCAACGAGUACUGCGCCAACGGCCAGUGCUCCCUCCACCCGCUGACCCGCCUCCCGGAGUGCAGAUGUGCUCCGGGCUGGACCGGCCAGCGCUGUGAGACGGUCGCCACCGCGGACAGCAGCUCGGGAACUGGUGCGCGCACCGCCUCUAUCGUGGUCCCCGUGGUGCUGCUGCUGCUGCUGGUUCUGUUGGCUGCAGGAGCCCUGUUCUGGUACCGGAGGAGAAUGAGAGGGGCCAAGGGCUUCCAGCACCAGAGGAUGAGCAACGGGGCCAUGAACGUGGAGAUCGGGAACCCCGCCUACAAGAUCUACGAGGGGGGGCCGGACGAGGACGCCGGGGAGCUGCUGGACGCCGACUUCACCCUUGACCCCGACAAGCCCACCAACUUCACCAACCCGGUCUACGCCACGCUGUACAUGGGCGCCCACAACAGCCGCAACUCCCUGGCGAGCACGGACGAGAAGAAGGAGCUGCUGUCGCGGGGGGACGAGGAGCCACUGGUGGACCCCUUGGCGUAGACUGGCCCCCGGGGGCCACAUGGUCCCAACACACCCCCAUUUUGCCUUUUAAAGAAAGAGAGAGAGAAAAAAAACAGCCGAGAGCAAAUCGACGAAAAAAGUUUGAACACUGUAUAAAAUGUACAAAAUGAAGGACUACUUUUGUAUGUGAUUGCAGUAUUAUAUUUUGUUCUUUUCAGAUUCCUCUGGUCAAAAAAAAAAAAUUAAUCACA
This is a messenger RNA of Gadus chalcogrammus (walleye pollock), 8232 nucleotides long. RefSeq names its product low-density lipoprotein receptor-related protein 1-like. The transcript is spliced from 52 exons. Gene Ontology annotation, molecular function: protein binding; calcium ion binding. NCBI's taxonomy places the organism in Eukaryota, Metazoa, Chordata, Actinopteri, Gadiformes, Gadidae. The record is from RefSeq and is a predicted model, not a curated record. The coding region runs from base 470 to 8020 and encodes 2516 amino acids.